CUCUAAUUCUCUUAGCGAGUCCGGACCGGCCGCCUCCAACUCGGAAGGGCUUCGGCGGCUGGGGCGGCGAGGCACGCAGGCGGCGGGCGGGAUGAGCGCGGCGUGUCGCGGAGCGGUGCGGACGCUGCGGGUUCCCGGCUGCCACGGCUAUGCAGCCGAGUUUUCCCCGUACUUGCCGGGCCGCCUGGCCUGCGCCACCGCGCAGCACUACGGCAUCGCGGGCUGUGGAACCCUGCUAAUACUGGAUCAAAAUGAAUCUGGGCUUAGGCUUUUUAGAAGCUUUGACUGGAACGAUGGUUUGUUUGACGUGACCUGGAGUGAGAAUAAUGAGCAUAUCUUGGUCACCUGUAGUGGUGAUGGCUCGUUACAGCUCUGGGACACCGCCAGAGCCACAGGGCCACUGCAGGUCUACAAGGAACACACUCAGGAGGUGUACAGUGUUGAUUGGAGUCAAACCAGAUGUGAACAGCUUGUGGUGUCUGGCUCAUGGGAUCAAACUAUCAAACUGUGGGAUCCAACUGUUGGAAAGUCUCUGUGCACCUUUAGAGGCCAUGAAAGUGUCAUUUAUAGCACGAUCUGGUCGCCCCACAUCCCUGGUUGCUUUGCUUCAGCCUCAGGCGAUCAGACUUUGAGAAUUUGGGAUGUGAAGACAACAGGAGUCAGAAUUGUGGUUCCAGCACAUCAGGCAGAAAUUCUGAGUUGUGACUGGUGUAAAUACAAUGAGAAUUUGCUGGUGACAGGGGCAGUUGAUUGUAGUUUGAGAGGCUGGGACUUGAGGAAUGUACGAGAACCAGUAUUUGAACUUCUUGGUCACACCUAUGCUAUUAGGAGAGUGAAAUUUUCACCAUUUCAUGCUUCCGUGUUGGCCUCUUGCUCCUAUGAUUUUACUGUAAGAUUCUGGAACUUUUCAAAGCCUGACCCUCUUCUUGAAACAGUGGAACAUCAUACAGAAUUUACUUGCGGUUUAGAUUUAAGUCUUCAGAGUCCUACUCAGGAAGCCUUCUGGGAUACCCUUCUCAAGCUGAUGUUUUUGCCCUCCUCAGCGCUCUCCUGUUUCUGCCACAAGCCCCCACUCGUUGCGUCUCGGAGCUCCACCACCGCCGGGUGCGGCGGGGCAGGCGCGAUGCGGCAGCUGUGCCGGGGCCGCGUGCUGGGCAUCUCGGUGGCCAUCGCGCACGGGGUCUUCUCGGGCUCCCUCAACAUCCUGCUCAAGUUCCUCAUCAGCCGCUACCAGUUCACCUUCCUGACCCUGGUGCAGUGCCUGACCAGCUCCACCGCGGCGCUGAGCCUGGAGCUGCUGCGGCGCCUCGGGUUCAUCGCUGUGCCCCCCUUUGGCCUGAGCCUGGCUCGCUCCUUCGCGGGGGUCACCGUGCUCUCCACGCUGCAGUCCAGCCUCACGCUCUGGUCCCUGCGCGGCCUCAGCCUGCCUAUGUACGUGGUCUUCAAGCGCUGCCUGCCCCUGGUCACCAUGCUCAUCGGCGUCCUGGUGCUCAAGAACGGCGCGCCCUCGCCGGGGGUGCUCGCGGCCGUGCUCAUCACCACUUGCGGCGCGGCGCUGGCAGGAGCCGGCGACCUGACGGGCGACCCCAUCGGGUACGUAACGGGCGUGCUGGCGGUGCUGGUGCACGCCGCCUACCUGGUGCUCAUCCAGAAGGCGAGCGCCGACACGGAGCACGGGCCGCUCACCGCGCAAUACGUCAUCGCUGUCUCCGCCACGCCGCUGCUGGUCAUCUUCUCCUUCGCCAGCAGCGACUCCAUCCACGCCUGGACCUUCCCCGGCUGGAAGGACCCGGCCAUGGUGUGCAUCUUCGUGGCCUGCAUCCUGAUCGGCUGUGCCAUGAACUUCACUACGCUGCACUGCACCUACAUCAACUCAGCGGUGACCACCAGCUUCGUGGGGGUGGUCAAGAGCAUCGCCACCAUCACGGUGGGUAUGGUGGCCUUCAGCGAUGUGGAGCCCACCUCUCUAUUCAUUGCCGGAGUCGUGGUGAACACCCUGGGCUCCAUCAUUUACUGCGUGGCCAAAUUUUUGGAAACCAGAAAGCAAAGCAACUACGAGGACUUGGAGACGCAGCCUGGGGGAGAGGAGGCGCAGCGAAGUGGAGACCAGCUGCCGUUCGGCUUGGAGGAGCUGCCCGCGGAGGGUGGAAAUGGCGGGUCAGGAGGUGGGAAGGCAGCAGGUGGCUCCACUCAGCAGGGUGGGCAAGAGGCGGCGAGGGGCAGCCCCAGAGGAGUCCCGCUGGUGGCUGGGAGCUCGCAGAUCUCAGGCAGCCCUGAAGAAGUGAGCAAGAGGUCAUUAAAGGAUACUUACCUCGAAGUGUGGAGGUUAGUUAGGGGAACCAAGUAUAUGAAGAAGGAUUAUUUGAUAGAAAAUGAAGAGUUACCCAGCCCCUGAAAAGGAAAUGCAUGUAUGUAUAUAUGUAUAUACACUUAUUUUCUAUGUUAGAGAUGACAUAUUUUAAUGAGGAGCCGCCCAAUAUUUUGCUUUGUGUAGUGGGGAAGGGAAGCAAAGAAAGAAGCUGAAACGCCUGACAGCAACAAAAUUAGCAACGGCGUGUGAAUUAUUUAGCGCGAGUUUAGCCGAGGCGUCACAGAGACAAAAGAAUGUGACGGUGACUAACAAAUUAAGGCAGGGUUUCCGGCUGCAGACUCCUGGCACAUUUUUUGUCAUUAUGACCAUAACCACAUAUCUGCAUGUACCAAGAGUCCUUCAACCACCCCCUACAAAGAUGGAGUGUAGAAAUGAUGGCAGCGCUCGGUAAACUCAAAGAUUACAUGCAGGGGCACCUUUUUGAUGAUAGUUAGAACUAUAGUUUUUAUGGCCAGCUGGGAAGAGUAUAUUAUUGAAAUGACAUUUUUAAAUACACUGAACUGAUGUUUACUGUUUAUAGUCAUCUGAAAUAUGUUUCCUCUAAUAUUUCCUCACUUUUAAAAAAUAUAUAAGUGCUCUACUAAUCUAUUAUUCUAUUAUAUAUUGGUAGAAAAUGUUAAAGCUAUUUUGAAACUAUGAAUCCUUAGCUUUAAUCAUGAAGUUUAAAGUUGGCUUUUAGUAAUUAUAAAAACAAUUUGAGAGGUUGUUUUGGUUCAUUGCUUUAUAAUAUUUAUUAUUGAAUGCCAUAACCUUUUUAAAAAACAGUUUUACCGUGUCCAGUAUUCUCUCAAGUAAAUGCAACGGCUGACGUAUAAUUCAGUAUUAACUGAAACCCAAACAGAAAUGAGACCGUUCUGUUAAGCUAGGCCUUUCAAGUUGCACUGCACAUCCAAACCGUGUUACAAAAAGAGCAACUGCUAUAUUCACUUUAUGAUAUUUUUCUAUCUUAAAUUUGUCAAAAUAAAGUAUGAGUCUCUCUGC
Physeter macrocephalus (sperm whale) is the source of this 3352-nucleotide messenger RNA. It is a transcript of the gene PEX7, whose product is annotated as peroxisomal biogenesis factor 7. The transcript is spliced from 13 exons. The coding region runs from base 92 to 2395 and encodes 767 amino acids. Gene Ontology annotation, cellular component: peroxisomal matrix; cytosol. The record is from RefSeq and is a predicted model, not a curated record. Gene Ontology annotation, molecular function: protein binding. Gene Ontology annotation, biological process: protein import into peroxisome matrix. Lineage: Eukaryota; Metazoa; Chordata; Mammalia; Artiodactyla; Physeteridae.